UUUGUUCGAUGCGGACGUCUGCUUGGAGUAGCCAUAACGUAUCAUAUACGAUGUAAUAUCAUACGACGUACUGUUAAAUGAAUUAUGAAAGAAUUUCCAGUGUGCAGUGAAGUGAAAAUAUUACAUGUGUUUUUGAACGAAUACAAUCAGUGUAUCUUUCUUAUCUUAACGAAUGACGAUGAUAAAUUAAGUUUUUUUUUUUUUUUAUGAUAUAAUUUUUAAUUAAUACUGUACAAGUGUGUUUUUAGUUUGAAGUGGUUAUGAACGAAAUACGUUUUAUUGGAAUUACGUGUAACUUACAAACAGAAUGUAAUGGAUGGAUUAUUUGAAAACGAAUAUAGUCGGAAAUGUUCGUCAGCACUCGAGGGCGCUAAUGAAGCAAUCCGCCAACGGGAUAUUGGAGUAGCAGUCGUUGGAAGCGUCUCUAAAGUGCAAUAAAACAAUUCGCCUCUACCGCAGCAACUAAACGAGCUAAUACAAACUGUAUCGACCAGCACAAAAGAUACACUUUCCAAGUUACUAACAAUCCAAUGGCUCCAUUUGAAAUCGAAAAGAAAGUCCACACAAUAUGUCAAUUAAAACCUAUUCUGGAUUGUAAUCAAGCGCGCCAAUACACAAGCAAAAAAUUACACGACGAGGUCGUAUUCCAGACUUGACUGCGUCAGCCGCUUCUAUGACCGCUAUACACAACGAAAUCAAUGUAUGGUAACGCCAGGAAAACGAGAUUAAACGUCACCCAGCCAAGGGUUUCGUAUGGCGACUUCAAAUAAUAAAUCCCACUCACUGCCUAGCUUUAUCGCUUUACCUUCGAGCCUUCUCAUACUGGUGUUCAUAGUUCUUUUGCAAAACAACGUUGCGGCCACAUCUGAUUUCACAGAAACAUCCCCGGAAUACGAUUACAUAUUGACCAAUAACUCGACCCUGAACUGGACGUUUUUCGAAGGAAACGCCAGUCACAAGCCCGUGCACAUAAAACAUUCAAAAUACUCCGCCCCCGUUUCAAUUUUCUUAUCAUUAUUGUUUUUGGUCGUGAUAGUUGGAACGAUUGUUGGUAACAUUCUCGUUUGUGUGGCCGUUCGACUGGUCAGAAAAUUGAGGAGGCCGAGUAAUUAUUUAAUAGUAUCACUGGCGGUCAGUGAUCUGUGUGUCGCAAUCAUAGUCAUGCCAGUAGCCACUGUAUACGAUAUAAUGGGAUCUUGGCCCUUUGGACCCGUAAUUUGCGACUUUUGGGUAUCGAGUGAUGUUUUGUCGUGCACCGCAAGCAUCCUGAACCUCUGCAUGAUCUCAGUGGAUCGAUAUUACGCGAUUACGAAACCAUUAGAAUACGGCGUGAAGAGGACACCGAGGAGGAUGCUAUUUUGUGUUUUCAUAGUAUGGAUAAGUGCAGCUUUCAUUUCUUUACCACCAGUUUUAAUACUAGGCAACGAGAAGACUGAGACCUCGUGUUCUGUUUCCCAAAAUCAGUAUUACCAAGUUUAUGCUACGUUAGGAUCCUUCUAUAUCCCGUUGACUGUUAUGGUAAUUGUGUAUUACAAAAUAUUCAGAGCGGCAAGAAAAAUAGUGAAAGAUGAGAAACGUGCUCAAUCGCAUUUAGAAGCGCAUUGCUAUCUCGAGAUUAACGUUAAGAAUGGAGGAGCGACCGAAGCGAAACUUCUCGGCGCCCAGACCACGACUCAACCGCCAAGAGGAUCUACAGCCAGCACUAACACAACUUGCAGCGUUGAGAAAACCGAAAGCGGGAUUGGACGGUGCUUUAGUGGCCAGCGGAAAUCAAACGAAUCCCAGUAUCCGAUGCUUAACCAACCAAAGACCCCAACUAAACCUAUUCACACUAUAAAUCGAUCUCCAUCUACACUAACACCAAACAACAAGCUAUUAGUUAAAGAACGAAGUCGCGAGUCGUCGGAGAGCAGUAACAAAAUAAAUACAAACAGAAUUCGCUCAUCCCUCUCUAAUUUUGCUCAAAAAAGUCAUAAAGCCAAAGAUAUGUUCCAAACGCAGUCGCCGCAUCAAAAGAAGCUGCGGUUUCAACUGGCGAAAGAGCGGAAAGCCUCCACGACCCUCGGGAUUAUUAUGUCAGCGUUUAUAGUUUGCUGGUUACCGUUUUUCGUGCUGGCCUUACUCAGGCCGUUCCUGAACGAGGACGCUAUCCCGGAUGCAGUGAGCGCUCUAUUCCUCUGGCUGGGCUAUUUAAACAGCCUACUCAACCCAAUCAUUUACGCGACAUUAAACAGGGACUUUCGGAAGCCUUUCCAAGAGAUUCUGUUCUUCCGGUGCUCGAACCUGAACCACAUGAUGCGCGAGGAGUUCUACCACAGCCAGUACGGAGAUCCGGACCAUUACUGUGUAAACAACACGACCAAGCUUAAUAACUACGACGAAGGAGUCGAAAUAGUUUCGGCUGUCGACAGAGAGGAGACAAGAGCAUCAGAGAGCUUUCUAUGAUUGUCAAUACCGGAGGUCCAAACUCGAGACCUGGAUACUGUGAUCUAAUAAAGACUAAUCGAGUUUUUUUUAAAGUGUAACGUCAUUUAACCUGUGUUAUCGUUUCUUUAAGGUUUUUUUGAAAUAAUCGUUUAUUAUAAAAGGCUGUUUAAAUACGACUAGUCGUGACUUGUAAAUAUGUACCCUCUGGAACAUUCGUUUCUCUUGUCACAUACAAAUUCGUGUGGUACACGAUGUACAGGUGUAUUCGUAAUUAUAAGCAUUCUGUAGAUAUCGUAGGUAAUUAGCAUAAUUAAUUUAUUAAAGUUUCGUAAUUGACCAAAGAGGUAAAUUUAAUUUACGCGAACUAAGUGUCGUAAGUAAAAUAUAAGCUGUUGUGAAUUUAAUAAUGUUUUAAUUAUUUUAAUUUGUUUUUGAAUAAUUCUAAUUUAUGUAUUGACAUUUGGAAUUCGUGGUCGCGAUAGUUAAUUCUUGUGAUAAUAGUAAUAGCGGGUACGUUAUUAGUACUGCACAAUAAUUUUGUACGAUACUUGAAUGUUCUAUCCCACGUAAAGAUGAAUUUAAAAAUACCAAAUAUAGUUACGGAAUAUAUGCAUUCGCAAUACUGUUUGUUCUUUUGUAAUCUUGUAAGUAAAUGUAUGAAAUAUGAAUAAGCUGCAAAUAUUUCAUUUUGAAAUAUGGAAAUGAAAAAUUUUAAAAUUUCGUAAUAGGCCAGACUUAAAAUAAAGUACACGGAUUCGGUAUUUAAUGAAGUGUAAAUAAUGUUUAGUUGUAAUUUAGUUCAAAUAAAUAAUAUGAACCUAGAUUUAAUGUAGACAUAGUGAUUCGCAGUAACUGUGUGGGGAAACUACGCUUGGAAAAAAAAAUGUUUGGAAAUUUUAAUUGAUGUUUUUAUUCAAAUAAAUAAUAUAAUAAUAGAUAUACCAGUUCUCUUGUUGUAGUUUCUUUCCAGUUGUGAAUAUGAUUGUUGUGGGUAGUUUCUUAAUGUGUAAUUUUAGCCCAAUUUAGUAAUUUUGAAUCGUAUUACAAAUUAUUUUCAGUCCGUAACUGAUCCUUCUAAGCAUGACCAAAUUGAUAAAUUUAUUUAACGCAUUAAAAGACCCGCCACGCUUGGCAAUCAAAUUGAAAUAUACUUUAGCAGAAUAUUGCAAACAUACCCAAUAGAGAUUGCCAGCAGGAAAAAAACGGAGACGCUGUUUGCACAAAUGAUACACAUGAAAAUUUACAUAUUAAUAUGAAAUUAAAUAAAAAAAAGUCUUCGGCCAAAAAAAA
Molecule: messenger RNA, 3717 nt
Organism: Bombyx mandarina (wild silkworm)
Lineage: Eukaryota; Metazoa; Arthropoda; Insecta; Lepidoptera; Bombycidae
Product: 5-hydroxytryptamine receptor 1-like
Source: RefSeq, a predicted model, not a curated record